AUGCCCAUGCAGUAUCCGUUAUCCGAUCCGGUCAUUUUGCACAAAAUUCCACGAUCCGCUGAAGAACGCAUCGCGCUUUGCAACAUGACCAUCGAAAUCGCUCCGAUGGCUCGUCAAGGGACGCAUUGUGUCAUGUUUGAGAAAGAUGACCGUAUUUAUCAAAUAUCGCGAUCGUGCAAGAAUGCAUUUGAGGCGUUGCAUUAUCAGUGGCGCAAAUACGUUGAGAUGGUGGCAAAACUAGCGGUCGAAGUGGAUCGGGGCCGUGUGGACCCACUGAGACUGCAGCUGUACACCAGUGUGGUCGCCUACCUGAAGGACGUCAUGUUCGCGUUCAAGGAAGAGACGGACGCGUUGGGGAACGAUUUCGGUGAUGUGUUACAUCGAUCGGCACGCCUUGAUUUCCAUUACGCAUUGGUACUAUCAGGUGGAACUUUUACAGAGUCCAAUCAGCGUAAGAUGGAAAGGAAGUUCCAUGUGAAGUGGAUAGAUUUCAAAACUGGCGUGAACAUCCCAGAGUUAGCUAAACUCACCGCACCCUCAGAUUUUCACGCCCUGCUGUGUGGCGAUGACGAGAACCUCUGUGGUUUAUACGGUGUGAAGCACUCCGAUGCGUCUCUCACGAUGAUCGAUAGAUAUGUUGAGCAAAACGUGACCGCAUGGUUGGAAUCCCAUCCCUCUGUGCCGCAUGUCGAGGUCCUGCCCGAACCAGGGCCUUCAAGAAAGGGGAAGGCUAAGCAGUUGGACGAAGUAACAUCCAAGCAGGUGAAUCGUCUGGGAGGUGUGCCGACCACGCGGUCUGCAACUCGGACUGAGAGUUUGAAGAUCAAGAUACCAGUCUCAAAGAUGAGGCAACGGAAGGAAGACGACUCUCCGCAUAUGGCACAAUCUUCGACGAUGAAGGGAACUGCGCCUAUGGAGAAAGAUAUCGAGGACGUACCUUCGCGGCUCAAUGUCUCAAAGGAGAGGAUGGCACAAACAGUGCAGAAGCGCCAAACUACCCCCUCGAUUGAUAAUGACAACACCGCCGUGACACGACCAGGGGCCACGGGAACUCCAUCAUCCAAUGUUUCAACAAAGGCAUGUCGUACAGAGGAUGAAAAGGGCCUGGGCGACAAGCCGAGGCGCAAAGGUCGAACUGGAGGGGGAAAGCGACAACGCAAGACGUCGAUUAUUCCUGCUUCACCUCGGCAGCCAGAGAGCGAGGACGGCGACGACGUUCCUGUUAGAAACGAAUCCAUAAUAGCAAGCGUCCCAGGUACUCUCAAGUUGUUCCCAGGACGAUCAGAUCGUGCGGAUGACCGUGCGGCAGUUGUUGGCAGUAAUACCGGGUCGAAAGCUAUCGGAUCGCUCGCUACCACCAGUGAUAAGGAACUCCUGCGACGAGCCCAUCUCUAUGGAAAUGGGCAGAAAAUCGCAGACAAUACAUUGAUCUGGCUGAUCAGGCGUUAUCGAGCACUGUCUGGCAUUCCAUUGGAUGAGGACUUCAACGGACAACUCAUGGAACAAAGCCCAAAGGAGGCCUCCUUCCAGGAAUAUGAUGACUACUUAGAGGCGCUGGGGCUUGAACGAUUCUAUGUUGCAUUAAACCACUCGCAAGACAGCUCUUACCACCUCAUCCACCUGUUCCAUGCCCUGGGGAAGGCUGCGCUGACAACGAAUCUACUAUCUCACAGUAGCUCCCGGGUCGAUUCCGUGGACCCAUUGCCCACAUUGACAUCGAAACGCGCGAACGAUCACGAUAUGGUGGUCACCAUUACUGAAGAUGUGGAGGUGCUCGAUGACCAUGAGGCUGUUGGCGUGGAUGGUCCGGACCUAUCUUCUGACGGUAUGGCUGUUGACGAGGAGAUGGCUCAUAUCACCAAGAAGGCCGUUCCAGCGGUGCCCGCUCACCCGAUGAUCGUGAGCACAAAUGGCGGGACACUCAAAUAUCUAGAAAGCUUGUGCGAGGCGUCUGAAGGAGAGCGGAAGCGGAAGCGAGCAAAAUCACUCACAAUGUCCCCGAACAAGGAGGAAGGUGGUGGGGGAGACAGCAAACGGUCAAAAUUGUUAGGCGACCGCCGAUCAAUUGGCCAGUCAAGCUCUCUCGUACUGCAAACCCCAGGAGAUGGACUGACCCAACUGCACACAAGGCUGGUCUCUGAGACACCGCACGUAUCGACAGGACAAGCCGAGGUUGGAAUACCGAUAUUCGUGCCAGCUACUCAGACCAUCGCAACCCGCUCGUAUGAGCCGAGCACCAACGGAAGUAAGGCUACCCAACAUGCGGGAUAUCACCCUAAGGUAGCACAGGUAGAGGGGUCCAUGUCGUCUCUGGCUAUUCACGGUAUCGUUAAUGCGAAUAAAAUUCAUCCUCUCCCACCGACGGAUAAGGUGCAGGCAUUAGGCACGGCGCAGGGAGGUGCUCCACACGGACCAACUGAAGCUGACACUCAGGCUUGGCUGAACGACUGGGGUGAAUCGGAUGCUGCUGUUGGACUUGCAUAG
Molecule: messenger RNA, 2484 nt
Organism: Suillus clintonianus
Lineage: Eukaryota; Fungi; Basidiomycota; Agaricomycetes; Boletales; Suillaceae
Exons: 9
Coding region: 1-2484 (827 amino acids)
Source: RefSeq, a predicted model, not a curated record